This is a messenger RNA of Klebsormidium nitens, 2526 nucleotides long. Lineage: Eukaryota; Viridiplantae; Streptophyta; Klebsormidiophyceae; Klebsormidiales; Klebsormidiaceae. The record is from the annotation of a GenBank genome assembly.
CAGCAGGACAUUCAUGAAGAAUGGUUCUCCUGAUUCUGACUUGAAGUUGAAGAUCCGCCAUUCACAACGUCAAUGUCAACAGGCCUGCAUUACAUACAGCUCUGCAUUCUGUUUAAGAUGCUAUUUGGAGCUGGACGGAGAGCUUUUUGUGUGGGUGAUUGCUUGAUAUGCGAGCAAGAAGAAGUAUCAGGCCGUCAAUGCCCAGGCCAGUGUUAAGUGUUUUACUGUAGUGUCAGGUCUUUAAUUUGAGGAACAGGAACUCAGUUCCUGCAGCACGCAACUUCGAUCCUUUGCAUAGAUUGAUUUUCCAUUCCUCUGUCACAUUGGCUGGCACUCCGUCAAGCAAGCUGCUUGUUGGAUCAAGCCAGGCAGCAUGGCAGUGUCAAGCAGGGCAGUCAUCGCCCAGCUUGAGCACCGCAGCUUCUCCUCCAGCUGCUGCAGGAGGGAUCCUUCCGAUGUUUUGCUCGCUAACUUUCCAGCUAAACCUGUGCAUUUACCAAGUGGUGGGGCUCUCUCAAAAGAUAGACGCCGAGGCCACUCAGAAGUGCACAAGCAGAAACUGUUCUGUGUUGCACGUCUUAUCAACAAUCAGACUCGUAGGAGGGGAUGUGGUACCGCAUCCUUGCAGAAUGGAUUACCGGCUGAUGAAUGGCACAGAUCAUCACCAGAGAAUGCCCUGGGGCCAUCUAUAGCGUCUCAGCGAAGGGGCCAGUCGGAUGUGCGCACAUUGGCAGCAGGUGAAGCUGCAUCCAUAGAAGAGGCCCAGCUGGAUGAGGCAGCUUUGAAGGUUCAGGAAGGGAAGCGGCAAAUUGGCCUCGCACUUCCAAUCUUUGGAACUCAGAUGGUUCAGCUUCUCUUAGUACUGUCCUCCUCUGUGUUUGUUGGUCGUCUUGGCGAAUUUCAGCUGGCGGUGGCGCAAUUGGGAGUAUCCCUGGGGAAUGCGACCGGUCACUAUGUGGUCAACGGCCUGGCGCUCGGACUUGAGACCCUGUGCGGCCAGAGCUACGGCGGGAGCGAACUGAUGGAAGUCGGGCGGACGGUGCAGUGCGCCCUGGUGGUGCAAUUCGUGCUGGCGGGUGUGGUUAGCUGCUUGUGGCUCAAUUCCGAGCCGCUAUUGCUGGCGCUCAAUCAGGAACCUGCUUUGGCGGCAGGAGCUGCCAAGUACCUCAAGUACCUGAUACCAGGCCUGAUGGCGAACGCGUGCCUGCAACCACUGUGCAAGUACCUGCAGUCCCUAGAGAAGCCACGGCCGUUCGCGGUCUGCUCGGCGCUUGCUCUAGCGUUGCACGUGCCGACAAACUGGCUUCUCAUACACAAAUGGGGUCUCGGGCUAGAGGGAGCAGCCAUGGCCACAUCCAUAGCGUACAUCGUCAAUCUGGUGCUGCUAGCGGGCUACACCGUCUUUUCUGGAGUCUACAAGUCAAGCUGGCCCAAGUGGUCUCUAAGCAGCCUCAAAAAGACAGGGCCCUUCCUCAAGCUCGCAGUCCCCUCCAUGAUUAUGCUCUGCUUGGAGUACCUAACAUACGACAUUCUGAUCAUCUGGUGCGGAUGGCUCCCAAACCCGACCCGGACCGUUGCAGCCUUCUCCGUAGCAUUGAACACAGCCUGGCUCUUCGCCACCCUCUACAUCGGUCUCAGCAGUGCCCUCAGCACACGUGUCGCCACCGAAUUGGGCGCCAAGGACGUGGAGGGCGCGAAGCGGGUGGCGCGCGUAGGGAUGCCCCUCGCGGCCGGCUUCGGGCUGGGGUCCGGCCUGCUGCUCUUGGCCGUGCACCGCUGGUGGCCGCGCAUCUUCAUCGACCGCGCUGACGUCGCGCUCUUCAAGCUGACGUCACAGGUCAUCGUCAUGUACGCGUUCGUGUGCAUCGAGGACUGCCUCUCCUUCAACCUGGGAGGGAUCGUGCGUGGCUUGGGGCGGCAAGACACGGGCGCAGCCAUCACGUUCUCCAGCUACUACGUGGUGGCCCUGCCGCUCGCCUGGUACUUCUGCUUCAAGCGCAACAUGGGCGUCUUCGGCCUGUUGUCGGGAGUUGGCGUCGGGUUGCUAUUCCAGGUCACCGCAUUGGCAGCGGUGGUGCUCACGACUGACUGGCAGAAGAUGGCCGACUUGGCCAGUGCGGCUCAGGCGCUACCCGAGGCGGAUUCAUCACCCGGAACACUUCAAGGUGCAUGAGUUGGAUUCGAGGUUUCGAAGCAGAUAAGGUCAGGGGAAAAGCGCUGUCCAUAAUCUCUUAAGUCAAGAGCACAGGUGAAACCGAAUUUUACUGCGACUAUUUAUAGACUGUCGCGAACUUGACUAGUCCCAGUACUGGUUGAAGAGCAUCGUUCGUGGGUUAUAACCAAGGUAUAGGAUAAGAGCUCCGGGACUGUUCAAAGACUUCGAAGCCGUGCACUUGCGGCAAUAUUCUUUACUGGCAGCGUUGCCGAUUGCCGGGUCUGACAGUAAGGCUGGGUAAGCUGGUCAAUGAGGUCGUCGGUCGCAAAUGUUGGAAUGUUAAGUCCUGCUCAAAUGUUCCGAGUUCAGCA